Messenger RNA from Oryzias melastigma (Indian medaka), 2001 nucleotides. RefSeq names its product matrilin 1 (gene matn1). The transcript is spliced from 11 exons. Gene Ontology annotation, molecular function: calcium ion binding. Lineage: Eukaryota; Metazoa; Chordata; Actinopteri; Beloniformes; Adrianichthyidae. Bases 268 to 1758 code for a protein of 496 amino acids. The record is from RefSeq and is a predicted model, not a curated record.
GGUCCUCCCAGAGCAGGUAUUUCCCUCUCUUUCCCACAAACACACACACACACUGUUGCUGUGGCGGCGGCGGCGAGGGGUGGGGUGUUGGUGGGCUGACUGUGUGAAACUCUUGCAUUGAUAACCUGCAGCUCAGAGUUGCUCGGUCUCACUUCGCGGCCGCCUCCAUCGCCUGGAUCCUCCUCGGUCCCGCUCCGUCUCCUUCCUGCCUCUCACCCUCGGAGCAUCCGCAGCCCACCUCGGACACCUCACCUUCGGCCUGUCGCCAUGACGCCCUCCAUGCCACUUUUCCUGCUGCUGCUCAGCCUCAUGGGAGCUCAAGCCAUGAAUGACCUCCGCACGGCAGCUGCCAUGGCUGCAGGUCUGUGUAAAACCCGCCCCACAGACCUGGUGUUCAUCAUCGACAGCAGCCGUAGUGUCCGACCGUCGGAGUUUGAGCAAGUGAAGGUUUUUCUAGCAAAAGUCAUCGAGGGACUGGAUGUUGGGCCUAACGCCACCCGUGUCGGAGUCGUCAACUACGCCAGCCGCGUCAAGAACGAGGUGUCCUUAAAGACUCACCGCACCAAAGCUGCUCUGGUCAGAGCUGUAACCAAAAUCGAGCCCCUGUCCACCGGGACCAUGACCGGCCUGGCAAUCCAGUUUGCCCAGAACGUGGCCUUCAGCGAGAUCGAGGGCGCUCGGACCAAAUCUCAGGACAUCAGCAGGGUAGCCAUCAUCGUGACAGACGGGCGCCCUCAAGACAACGUCAGGGACGUGGCUCUGCGUGCUCGAGAGGCAGGCAUUGAGAUUUUUGCCAUCGGGGUGGGUCGUGUGGACAUGAACACCCUGAAGCAGAUGGCCAGCGAUCCUCUAGACGACCAUGUGGACUAUGUGGAAAGCUACAGCGUAAUAGAGAAACUCACCAAAAAGUUUCAGGAGGCCCUCUGUGUGUCGGACCUGUGUGCCACCGGGGAUCAUGACUGUGAGCAGGUAUGCAUCAGCACCCCAGGAUCAUACAAAUGUGCCUGCAAAGAUGGCUUUACCCUCAAGGACGAUGGUCGCACCUGCAGUGCUUGCAGCAGUGCUGCCACAGAUGUGGUGUUUGUAAUCGACGGUUCAAAAAGCGUCCGCCCUGAGAACUUUGAGCUGGUGAAGAAGUGGAUCAACCAGAUCAUCGACAAACUGGACGUCUCCGACCUCAAAGCUCACGUUGGACUCGUGCAGUACUCUAGCACUGUCAGGGAGGAGUUCCCCCUGGGCCGGUACAACAACAAGAAAGACCUCAAAGACGCUGUCAAGAAGAUGGCUUAUAUGGAGAGGGGAACCAUGACAGGCCAGGCCCUGAACUUCAUGGUGGAGAACAGCUUUGGACGCUCCCGGCCUGGAAACAGCUUUGGACGCUCCCGUCCUGGAGUUGCAAAAGUGGGGAUCGUCUUCACCGAUGGCCGAAGCCAGGAUUACAUUGGAGACGCUGCCAAGAAGGCAAAAGACAACGGAUAUAAGAUGUACGCUGUUGGAGUGGGUAAUGCCGUUGAGAACGAGCUGAAAGAGAUUGCCUCUGAGCCGACUGCAGAUCACUACUUCUACACCGCUGACUUCAAAACCAUGAACCAGAUUGCCAAGAAGCUGCAGAUCAACUUUUGUGAUGAGGAGAAACCGUGCGAAUGUGACUCACUCGUAAAGUUCCAGAAGAAAGUAGAAAGUGCUCUCCAGGCACUAACAAAAAAAUUAGAGAAUAUGUCGAAGAGGAUUGCCUUGCUGGAGAACAAGAUCGUCUGAAGACUCUCAACCUACUCCCAGAUUUACAUCCAUACACCCAUGCACACACGCACACUAAAUCAUUCUUUACUUCCAACAGAGCAUUAAAGAAAAUGUGUGUGUGUUUGUGCAAGUUCCAGAACUCCUCUUUUACCCAAAACCCGUUUCCUCCUCCCUGUUUCUUCUCUGAAGGCCAUCAGUUUCCGUGGAGACCACACCUUCACUCCAAACACGAUCCUCUGAAGGCUGCCUGUGUGUCUGUUU